This is a messenger RNA of Thecamonas trahens ATCC 50062, 1443 nucleotides long. RefSeq lists its product as uncharacterized. The transcript is spliced from 2 exons. Bases 1 to 1443 code for a protein of 480 amino acids. The record is from RefSeq and is a predicted model, not a curated record. NCBI's taxonomy places the organism in Eukaryota, Apusomonadida, Apusomonadidae.
AUGGCCAUCCAUCUGGUGCUCGCACUUGCUUUUCACGCAGCCCUGACCUCGGGUGCCGAGCUCGUGGUCCCUGUCGACGGCAAGGUGGCAUCGAUCAUUGCCACGGUAGCUGCGGCAAGCAGCGGCGACACGGUGGUGGUUCCCGCUGGACGAUGGACCAAUUGCUCCGAACCCAUUGUGGGCCUCGGCUCGGGCGUCGCCAUCACCGUGACCGGCGCGGGCGCUGCGGACACCAUCAUCGACUGCGAGGGCACAGGCCGUAUCCUCGAUGGCUCUACCGACUUUGAUGGCUGGGUGAUGGAGGACAUGGCCAUGAUUAAUGGUGGCGGCGCCAUCGACGACGCCGACGCCCGUGCAGGAUGCAUUCGUGUCAGAUCUGGGUGCCAUCUCACUCUCCGCCGCGUCGAACUUAUGGGUUGUACCCUUGGCGGCGCGCGGACUGGCACCUACAAAGGUGGCGCCAUCCACGUCGCCAACAACGCCUAUCUGGCGCUUGUCGACGUCGUCAUCCGCGACUCGACGGUCACCACCGUCGGCUCGGGCCAGGGUGGCGCCCUUGCCUCGGCCGCAGAUACGGUCAUCUCGUUCGACAACGUCACUAUUUCCGGCUGCGGGGCGCAUUCCGGUGGCGGCCUGUGGAUCGCCGGAUCCAAGGUGUAUAUCCAUGGCGCGGGGCUACUUGUCGAGGGCAACUCGGCGGCUGACACCGCUGGCGGUGCGUACUUUCGUGCGGGCACCGAGUUCUUUGGUGCUGGCCCACUGAUUGUUCGUAACAAUGCUGCCGGCGGCGAUGGCGGUGGCGUGCUCUUCCGCGUGGCAACGACCAACGGGACGAUUGCGUCGAUUGUGGCGACCGGCAACUCGGCUGGUGGAUGCGGCGGCGGUAUCAACUGGGGCCACGACGCACCCAUCACAGUUACCGGCGGCGUAGUAGCCAGCGGCAACAGCGCAACGGACGGUGGUGGCGUGUGCUUUACUCAGGGCCGUCGCGAGGUGACUGUCUUUCUCGAUGCCAGCAGUAACGUGACCUCCAACACAGCGAGCCGCCACGGCGGAGGCAUCUACAUUGCGGCGUCGUCGACGGACAUGGUGCUUGACGGCACAUAUGUGAGCGACAACACUGCCGCCGAUGGCUCGGGCAUCUUCAUCGAGGGCAGCAGCAACGUCAAGCCGAGUCUCUGGGGCGUGAUCAUCACCCGCAACUUUUCGCCAACCGGCGGCGCGCUUGCGCUGGGCGACUUUCCUUCAGCCUCUGUCGACACCGCCGGCAGCUCAUCGUGCGGCAACUAUGGCGGCAACAACGAAGCCGUCGACGUCCACUGCCACGGCGAUAGCCGCUUUGUCAAUCCAGUUGCAGGUGGAUGCACGCAAGGUUCUCGCUGCCUCCGUGCCGACUCUGCCUGCGACCACGCGGCAACGUGCGCGUCGGCAUCUCAAAGCUAA